Messenger RNA from Quercus robur (English oak), 534 nucleotides. RefSeq names its product cytochrome b561 and DOMON domain-containing protein At5g47530-like. Bases 1 to 534 code for a protein of 177 amino acids. NCBI's taxonomy places the organism in Eukaryota, Viridiplantae, Streptophyta, Magnoliopsida, Fagales, Fagaceae. The record is from RefSeq and is a predicted model, not a curated record. The transcript is spliced from 2 exons.
AUGUUUUCUGGUCUAAAAACUAACAACACCUUUUCAACUAACCAAGUAUUCAAUUCCUGCAUUGACCUUCCAGUAUUACAGAGCCAUAUGCACUGGAACUACAUUCCAUCCACCAAAAGCAUUCAGAUUGCUUACAGAGCAACUCAAACUUCUACAGGAUGGAUUGCAUGGGCAAUCAAUCCAACUGGAACAAGCAUGAUUGGAUCGCAGGCUGUUGUUGCUUUUCUCAAUGCUAAUGGGACUAUGACAGCUUAUACAACACCAAUAACCAGUUACAACCCUUCAAUGAAACAAGCAGCUCUUUGCUUUCGGGUUUCAAACAUCUCAGCAACAUAUGCCAAAAAUGAAAUGACUAUUUUUGGUGUUGUGGGCCCACUAAACAAUGGAACAACUGUUAAUCACGUCUGGCAAGCUGGAAGUUCAGUUAUAAACAAUAUCCCUCAGAUGCAUCCAACAUCAGGCCCCAACAUUCAAUCGGUAGGUAUUCUAGAUUUUCUUUCGCUGUCCUCAAGUUUGCCUCCUUCAAAACUUUAA